GCGGGCUCCGUCGGUAAGGAGACGUAGCUUUCCUUGAGGUCCACUACUGCAGUUGGUUCUCGGCGGGAGCCGCGGGGGAUGGAAGCUUCCUGGCGCCAGGUGACCGGUGGCCGAGGCCGAGUCCGAGGACGGGCCACUGCGGUCCCCGCCUCAGGAAAUGGAGGCCACCCCCGCGGCGCUGGAGCAGGGCGAGAAAAGGGGUCGGUGGGCGCGGCUCGUCCUGUUCCCGGCCCGGGCGGAGCCGCGACCGCGGCGGCCGCAGGUGGCUCAGGCAGGCGCAGCCCCGCGGGCUCCGAAGCGCGGCAGACUUCCGUUGCCGGUGGUGAGAAUGGCUCCCGUCCUGCGUCUUACCUGGGUGCCGACUAUGGAGAUAUACGUGAAUUAGAGCGAACAAAGCAGUAUGUAAAUGAAGCUUUCCAAGCAGGGGCUAUGACAUGCUUAAUUUGUAUUGCUUCAGUGAAGAGAAACCAAGCAGUUUGGAGCUGUUCAGGAUGUUUCUGUAUAUUUCACAUGCCCUGUAUCCAGAAGUGGGCUAAAGACAGCCAGUUUCUGGUGUCUUCUCCUUUGACAGAUGAUGAUUUUGGAAAGAGAGAUUAUCCCUGGCCUUGUCCAAAAUGUAGGUUUGAAUACAAACGAUCUGACACUCCUAGUAGGUACUAUUGUUAUUGUGGGAAAGUGGAAGAUCCACCUUCAGAUCCAUGGCUUGUGCCUCAUUCGUGUGGCCAAGUAUGUGAGAGAGAAUUUAAACCUCCUUGUGGCCAUAAGUGUUUACUCCUAUGUCAUCCAGGUCCCUGCCCUCCUUGUCCAAAGAUGGUUACAACUACUUGUUACUGUAAGAAAGCAAAACCUAUUCCUCGCAGGUGUAGCAUGAAGGAAUGGUCCUGUCAGGGCCCAUGUGGGCGGAAGUUGCUUUGUGGACAACAUAAAUGUGAAAAUCCUUGUCAUGCAGGAAGUUGUCUACCCUGUCCAAGAGUUAGUAGACAAAAGUGUGUCUGUGGCAAACAAGUAACUGAAAGAAGCUGUGCAAGUCCAUUGUGGCAUUGUGUUCAAGUAUGUGGAAAAACACUGCCAUGUGGUAAUCAUACAUGUGAGCAAGUUUGCCAUGUUGGUGCUUGUGGAGACUGUCCUAGAUCUGGGAAGAGGUUCUGUCCAUGUCAGAAGUCAAAGUUUUCUUUGCCUUGUACAGAAGAUGUACCAACUUGUGGAGAUAGUUGUGACAAAGUACUUGAAUGUGGAAUCCAUAGAUGUUCACAGCGUUGUCACCGAGGUCCUUGUGAAACAUGUAGACAGGAAGUGGAAAAGCAUUGUCGCUGUGGAAAACAUACAAAACGAAUGCCAUGUCAUAAACCUUACCUGUGUGAAACUAAGUGUGUUAAGAUGCGGGACUGUCAGAAGCAUCAGUGCAGGAGAAAGUGUUGCCCUGGAAACUGUCCACCUUGUGAUCAAAACUGUGGACGGACUUUAGGAUGUAGAAACCAUAAGUGUCCAUCUGUCUGCCACAGAGGCAGUUGCUACCCCUGUCCAGAAACUGUAGAUGUGAAGUGCAAUUGUGGUAAUACAAAGGUGACAGUACCCUGUGGCCGAGAACGUACCACUAGACCACCCAAGUGCAAAGAGCAAUGCAGCCGACCACCAACUUGCCAUCAUACAAGUCAAGAAAAACAUCGCUGUCACUUUGGCUCUUGUCCUCCGUGUCAUCAACCUUGCCAAAAAGUUUUGGGGAAAUGUGGUCACUUGUGUCCUGCUCCAUGUCAUGAUCAAGCGUUAGUAAAGCAAACUGGCAGGCACCAGCCUACAGGCCCUUGGGAACAACCUUCUGAGCCAGCAUUUAUUCAGACUGCAUUACCUUGUCCUCCAUGUCAAGUUCCUAUUCCUACAGAAUGUCUUGGGAAGCAUGAGGUGAGUCCACUACCAUGCCAUGCGGUAGGACCCUACUCUUGUAAGAGGGUUUGUGGACGAAUGUUAGAUUGUCAGAAUCAUACAUGUAUGAAAGAAUGCCACAAAGUGACUGAAACUGAUGCCUCCACUGACAAAAACAAGGCUGGCCCAGAAUGCCUUCAAUGUGAAGAAGGGUGCUCUAAAUCACAGCCGCUGGGUUGUCCCCACCCUUGUGUUUUGCUAUGUCACCCUGGAGAAUGUCCUCCUUGUGUUCAGAUGCUUAGAAUAAAAUGUCACUGCAAGAUCACAAGUCUGUAUGUGGAAUGUAGGCCAUUUGGAGCCCCUGGUAUUCCUAGAGUCUCCUUGGGCUUUCUUAAAAAAUAUAUCUUCAGGCUUGGAAAAAUACAACUUCCUUGUGGUCAUAGAUGUAAAGAGAUGUGCCAUCCUGGUGAAUGUCCCUUUAAUUGCAACCAAAAGGUAAAACUUAGAUGUCCUUGUAAAAGAAUAAAAAAGGAAUUGCACUGCAAUAAAGUACGUGAAAAUCAGAUUUCCAUAGAAUGUGACACAACAUGCAAGGAAAUGAAGCGGAAAGCAUCUGAGAUAAAAGAAGCAGAAGCCAAAGCUGCACUUGAAGAGGAAAAACGGAGACAACAGGCUGAACUGGAGGCUUUUGAAAACAGACUGAAGGGUCGUCGGAAGAAGAACAGGAAAAGAGAUGAAGUUGCAGUUGAACCAACGCUAUGGCAAAAAUACAAAUACUAUCUCCUUCCUGUGUGUGCAGUUGUGGUUUUAGUGGUUGCAUGGUAUAUAGCCCAUGAUGUUGAUUAAAAAUUUUUCAUCUGUUAAUAUACCUCAGGUUGGAUUUAGAUAAGUUGUUAAAUUUGGAAUAUUAGAAAGCCUGUAUUGUAGAACAUGAUACACACACACACACACACACAUACCUGUAUUCUCUUGCAGGUGUUGAUAGAAGGACAAAAUGUUAAGCUUUAUCUUAGCAUACUGGAAGUGGCAACAUAACAUUAUUUAAUAGUAAAAGCAUGACUGAAAUUGUAAAAUAGUUCAGAGGGCACAGCUGCUGGCAGGGUAAAAUGUUAGUUGUUCAUUGUUUUUUCCUUGUGGUAACAUAGUUGUUUCAUUUUCUAUUUUAAACAAUAUGGUUUUUUUCCUCAAAAUUAAGAUAAAACUUAGCUAUAUGUGCAGUAAAAGGAACAUUUCAUAAUGUUUGAUUACUAAUUAAAAAGUACUUUUCUUGGUCAUGCAACUUUGUAUUUAAAAAAAAAAUUACUCUCUGGAAGACCUCUAAAUCGUAACAUGUAGAUACAUAAUUGGAUUCCAGAAAUUGGUUAAUUAGUGAUGAGUUUCUAUCAGUUAUUGAAGUAAAUUUUUAUGUGGUGUGUUCCUCAGAGGAAAAUAUAAUUGUUCUCAAAAAAAUGCCAGGCUAGAUUCCUUACAUGUAGCUAUCUCUUGUGUAAGAAGCUUUCAGCUGAAGCUUGUAUAUAUCUUUUCAAGGUAAUGAUAAUAGAAAAACUAAUAUUUAUGAGCAACAUAUGCUGAGCACAGGGCUUAUGAACUUUAUUACUUCAUUCUCAUUUCUUCUUACCAUAAUCUUGUAAGUAGAUUGCAUCUGGAAAUAGCCAAUUCUGAUGGAAAUAAGAUGAUAGAGAAACAUCAGUAAGCCAAAUCUGUUUGAACUGUAAGUCAUUUUAAAUGGUUUUGCUAUUACUUUUUUGUAUGAUUGUUUUCAUUAAACGGUUUCAUAC
Molecule: messenger RNA, 3638 nt
Organism: Manis javanica (Malayan pangolin)
Lineage: Eukaryota; Metazoa; Chordata; Mammalia; Pholidota; Manidae
Source: RefSeq, a predicted model, not a curated record